Caenorhabditis elegans is the source of this 1041-nucleotide messenger RNA. RefSeq names its product Serpentine Receptor, class E (Epsilon) (gene sre-19). Gene Ontology annotation, biological process: sensory perception of chemical stimulus. Bases 1 to 1041 code for a protein of 346 amino acids. The transcript has 8 exons. Lineage: Eukaryota; Metazoa; Nematoda; Chromadorea; Rhabditida; Rhabditidae. The record is from RefSeq and is marked reviewed. Gene Ontology annotation, cellular component: membrane.
AUGUUGUCAAUCGAUCAAUUUAAUGAACGAGCUUUUAAUAAAAAUGGAUGCUACGUGUAUUUUCUCAUUGUAUUUCUCAUAAUCAUUAUAUUGAAUAUAUUCUCAUUGAUGUAUUAUUUCUUUAAUCUGGCAAUCACUGUUCGUGUCAAGUACUACAAAACUAAUCUACAAAUAAUUCAUCAAGCGAUUUAUGCCACGUGUCCCUUUAGUUCAGUUAUCUUGAUCAUUGAGAAGAUUUUUGAUGUUAUGGAGAAAAGUGAAGUGUUGACUUCAGACAGUUCACUUUUCAUGUACAAGCAAUACUUCCGAACAGCAAUCAUGUGCCCACCAUUAUUUGCUCUAACUGCUAUCAUGUUGGAACGGAUAUUUGCCACGUGGUUCAUAAAAGAUUACGAACAGAAACAAAGGCAUUAUAUUGCAUAUGGUAUCAUUGCUCUAAUGACGUUUAUCUCUAUGCUUACAGCUUACGUCUUUAAUUCCACGAAUCUAAUAUUUGCCUACGUCGGUGCUCAUUUCCUGCUGAACAUUGUUUGUUAUAUUGUUUCAAUUAUCACGUAUAGAAUAAAUCGAAAUUGGUAUAAUGAUAACCGUGAAAACAAACAUGAUUACUCUUUGGGUACUCGGUUUCAAAUAUCGGAGAACAUAAAGGUUUACAAAUUUUUCUCUCAUUACCUCUUCGUGCUCGCAUUUUUCCCAUUCACCUGCACAGCUUGUGCACUUUUUAUCCAAUAUGAUUCAUCUCCGCUUCAUCGAGAAAUCAUGUUUGUUGUGUUUGAUCUAAGCUUCACGUUACUUUGUAUUCUGGCGCCAUACCUUAUACUAAAAACAAAUGAACCGUGGCAAAAUGAUCUUGAGCAAAUCCUUUCAAAAGCGGGUAUUCUACGAGCUUCAAAAGUGGAAACUAUAUUGGAACGAUCGAAAACAUUGAAAAAUACAUUUGGAGAAGCGAUGGAAUUUGAAACGAGUCAACAUAGUGAUAUGUACUUUAAUCAGUUACAAAAAUCAUGGAAUAAGGAAUCUAAUAGAGUCGUUUUGGUUUAG